AGUUUCUGAUAUGCUCAUUCGUAGCCGCGAUGUCGCCUUUGACGAGAGUCGCCCUUUUUACCUCUCUUCACCACCCCCCACCGCUCCACCUUCGCUUGUGUGGGCUGAUUUCGAUACUUCACCCACCCCACCUCCUCCCUCUGCCGCUCCUGCGGCCCCCUCACUCUCACCUUCCCCAUCUCCUUCCACUCUCUCUCACCCCUCUUCGCCCACUGGCUCACCAUGAUCGCGGAGUGUGAAGCAUUCAUUCGCAACAACUCUUUCACGGACGUCUCCCCUCCGCGAGGAGUUAACAUUGUCCGUGGCAAAUGGGUUUUUCGCGUCAAGCAACUGCCUGGCGAACUCCCAGUCUUCAAGGCGCGAUACUGUGCAAAAGGCUUCACGCAGAAGAAGGGCCUGGACUUCUUCGACACAUUCUCUCCGACAGCCAAACUGCCCACACU
Closterium sp. NIES-67 is the source of this 443-nucleotide messenger RNA. Lineage: Eukaryota; Viridiplantae; Streptophyta; Zygnematophyceae; Desmidiales; Closteriaceae. The record is from the annotation of a GenBank genome assembly.